This is a messenger RNA of Lathyrus sativus (Indian pea), 438 nucleotides long. The record is from the annotation of a GenBank genome assembly. NCBI's taxonomy places the organism in Eukaryota, Viridiplantae, Streptophyta, Magnoliopsida, Fabales, Fabaceae.
AUGGUUGUGGUAGAUUUCACAGCUUCCUAUGGAAAUCCUCAACAGCCAGAUUCUCUGCAUUACAUCAGUGGAUCCGGUCGGUUAAAUUCAUGUCAAAAGGCUAUAAUGGAAGUUGGAGAUGUUAUUCUGUUUUAUGAUUCUGAUAAGCGGUUUCCUGCUUGGGGAUUUGGAGGAAUGAUACCCGGUAGUACCGUAUCUCACUGUUUUAAUCUGAAUGGGAAUCCAGCUAGCUCUGAGGUGGUAGGAGUUGAAGGCAUAAUGGAAGCUUAUGCUAAUGCUUUACACACAGGUUCCUUUCUACAGCCCAAGGAUGAUCCCGAUAGUGAAAUCUCCAAAGUAGUUCGAGCUAUAAGAAAAAAGUUGCAGCAGAUUAAGAUGCUUGAAACUAAGCAGUCUAAAGGACAUAUUCUCACUGCAAGGGUUAAAAUCUUUCUAUAA